CUUAGGCGAGCAAAUCAACUAAAUGGAAGAAAUGGUGUCUUGUAUGACAGAUAUAGUGGUCUAUAGUGUGACACUGGUCGUGACAAGGAACGCACGCAUGUUUACGGAAAUCAAGGAAUGACUGGUUGGCUAACACGUCUCUGGUUUGCUAGUGGUUAGCUCCUCUCAGGUUUUCUUGCGGUUGGUUCCACCCCAGUUUUCUUGCUGCUAGUUCCACUCGCGUUUGCUUGCGGUUAACUUCCAUUUUGUGGUUUGGGUGACGCUGUAUUGCACAUAUUUCUAAGGUUUGAAUGUAUAGUUAAGAAAUUCGAGUUUUUCCAGCUAGUGCUCUGAGGAUGUGGUUGGUAAGCGAACAUAUCCUGACUCACAUUUCUCAGGUUCGACUCCGGAUCCCGGGUCUGCAUACUAAGAUUUCUUUCUUCUUCUUUAUUUCAACUUUUUGUUUAAAGAGUGUCCAGUAACGUUCAUGUAAAAAUAAGUAAGCGUGAAAAUUGGUGACUAACCUGGUAACUCGUCUUCGACAUUUUUCUCAGCUACUUUGGUUGCCAAGGUAACAAGCCACGCGAGAUCAUCCGACUUUCCUGGCCAGCGGCUACCACUAUCAUCACAUUGUCCUCAACAUGGCGGACAAGGCUUUAUUUCGAGUAUUUCCAAGGUUCUCGCUUUCCCUCAAACACGUUUGCCUCUUCGUUCUGGUGUUACAAACAUCGUCGCUUGUCCUCACGAUGCGUUACUCAAGAACUACCCAUAAAGAGGGAGACCCAAUGUACAUCGCCUCUACUGCAGUAGUCUUCGCGGAAAUUUUCAAGAUCCUGGCAUGUGUGUUGAUAACUUUUCAUACAUCUCAGUACAGAUGGUCUGUCUUUGUGAGAAGUUUACGGGAAGAGAUUUUCGAUAAACCUUGGGAGACAUUAAAGCUAGCAGUACCUUCUGGAUUGUACACUGUUCAAAAUAACCUUCUGUAUGUCGCGCUUUCAAAUUUGGAUGCUGCCACGUAUCAGGUUACUUAUCAACUCAAGAUUUUAACAACAGCAUUAUUCUCAGUUUGUAUGCUACAUAAAAAGUUAGGCAUGCUGAAGUGGGUUUCUCUGCUCCUUCUUAUGUUUGGGGUGACUCUAGUUCAGUGGCAUCCAGAUGCUGUCAAAGAGACUGCAUCAAAAGAACGUUCUGCAUCAGAACAGUUUAUUGGUCUUGUAGCUGUUCUCACAGCUUGUUGUUCUAGUGGGUUUGCUGGUGUCUACUUUGAGAAGAUUUUAAAAGGAUCCAAGGCCACCAUAUGGAUGAGAAAUAUCCAGUUAGGUAUUGUACUCUCAUGAUGUUUGUUUUAAGUCCUUACUGCUGGCUCGACUUAAAAGGUAGCCAACUGACACUGAUACAUAAUUGACAGAAAGUAACCACAGACUACAAUUGCCUAUUGUAUAUGUACAUGUACAUAUGUACGUGCAAAUUGUCAGUCAUUUAGUCACUCAGUUGGGUCGGCAGUCAGACGGUCAGUCAGUCAGUCAGUCACCCACUCAUUCACUCAGUUGGGCAGUCAAUCGGUCGGUCAGUCAGUCAAUCAUUAGCAAGGGGCUUCCUAGUGGGGUAUAGGGCAAAAAGAGCAUGAGCCAAGUGUGGUCUGCAAUAUCUCUUAAGGAAGAUCUCUAGUACCUCACUACAAAGCUUGUCCACAGCCUAUAAUAUUAUCAGCC
Molecule: messenger RNA, 1691 nt
Organism: Orbicella faveolata
Lineage: Eukaryota; Metazoa; Cnidaria; Anthozoa; Scleractinia; Merulinidae
Product: UDP-N-acetylglucosamine transporter-like
Biological process (GO): pyrimidine nucleotide-sugar transmembrane transport
Cellular component (GO): Golgi membrane
Molecular function (GO): pyrimidine nucleotide-sugar transmembrane transporter activity
Source: RefSeq, a predicted model, not a curated record